UUGAGUUGUCAGUUCAUUCUUCCAUCUCAUUGUUGUGAACGUGAUAUCUCAAGAAAACCUUGAGGGAAUUUCUUCAAAUUUGGUACAAAUGUUCAGUUACUGUCAAAGAUGAACUGAUCAAAUUUCAGAGGUCAGAGGUCACAGUGACCUCAUAGUGUCAAGAGUCAAUAAACUGAGCCUCACAAACAAGCACAGUGCAAUAAUUAUAGUUUCACCUGAGCUCUGUCUACUUCAAACCAGAGAAAAGCUCCAAGAAAUAAACACAAAAUAGAGAUUUGAAAAAAAAGUCCUGGUAUGAUUAAUGUGCUGUCGGUUUCAUCGCUCAGACAAAGGUGAAAAACCAAGUUUUCAGAGUUGUGAUAAAAAGCUUUUUCAGCAGAAGUUUCUCUGACUUGCAAACAAGUAUGACGUCACUUUAAUAAACAAAGAAACACUGAGGUUUAAAGUCCACAAACUGACACACAACUGAUGUGUGACUCCCAAAGCAUCAGAUGGUGACACUGACACUAUUUCAUUUUGACUUUGAUACAAACACAGGUGUAGGUUCAUGAAAAAAAACAAUUAGACGAUGUCAAAUUGAAUAAAUUAUUCAAGUUUGAGGCCAAACUGUAAAUCUGUAACUUCAUACAAACCUGGAAAUAAUCUGAAAGGAAACAUUUAAACUUAAGAAAAUAUUAAAUCAAUCUUGGUCAUUGAUCAACUUCUUUUGAUAAGGUUAAAUUUCCUUUAUUCUCGUACAGUAACUGCUGAACCAGACAUUUUAUAGUGUAAAAAUCGUUUUGUUGGUGCCCUCUGGUGGACAAACAUAUCUUUGCAGUUCACUGUUAUUGACCAACAGACCUGAUCCAUCACUGAUGUUGACACAUCAACAAGAUGCGAUGUUUAUGAUUUACAUCUCAAACAUUUUGAUUGACUUAUGUAGCAACUGUCAGAUUUUGGUUCCGAGGAUAAAAAUUCACCAAACAUUAACGUGUGCAAUGUUUUUUUUCUCCAUAUGAAUAAAAGUCUGUUUUAUAGAAAUGUUAGAGGCUGAAACUUGCUCAUAACAAACAGUGAAACUGUGUCGACACUGAUGUGUGUUCAGAGGUGGAUCGACCUUUCUCCAGAGUUCAUCGGCCCCGAGCCGAGCGCAGGGGAGCAGAGGUUCUCACACUGAGAGGAUUCAUCACUGACGAACAACGAGGAGAACGAGCAGAGAACCCUGAGCCUGAAACACCUGAUCUGAGAGCUGCUCGGUGCUGUCGAACUGUGUUUCCAGGUGUUCCAGCUGUGCGGAGACGUGAAGCGUCAUGGCGGUGGGUCUGCAGGUGGUGGCUGUGGUUCUGGGCGUGGUCUCCUGGUGUCUGCAGUCCAGCUGUACGUCCUCUCAGGUGUGGAAGGUGAGGAGUCAGGUGGAGUCGCUCAGCAGCAACCAGUGGCAGUUUGAAGGUCUAUGGAUGAGCUGCGCCGCCACGUCGCUCGGGUCGGUCCAGUGCAACCGAUUCAAGACGCUGCUGGGUCUGCCUGUUCACCUGCAGACCUGCAGGGCGCUGAUGAUCCUGUCCUUGCUAGUCGGUCUCGCCGCCAUCAUCGUCUCUGUGCUUGGACUCAAGUGCACUAAGAUCGGCCGCACGUCGGAACAUGUCAAAGACCAGAUCGCCCUGAGCGGGGGGGUCAUGUUCAUUCUGUCUGUCAGUGUGACCUCUGCUCCCAGGUGUCUUCACCCUGACGGCGGUGUCGUGGUACGCAGCCAGAGUCAUCCACGACUUCUACGACCCGCUGUACGGAGGAGUCAGGUUCGAGCUGGGCACUGGUUUGUAUCUGGGCUGGACCUCGUCCUCUCUCGCCAUCCUCGGAGGAUCUUUGCUCUGCUGCUCCUGCAGGAGGACGUCGCCUGCACCCCCCACAGGGCAGUUUUCAUACAACUUCUCCAAGACGAGCCGAGGACAGAGCAUCUACCGGGCGGCAGCGGCCUCCGACACCAGCAGCUCCAAAGCUUACGUCUGAAACUGCUGCUUCCUGUCUGAUGUCUGGUCGCCGUGACGAUGCAGGGAAACACCACAGCAUCAGAAGCUUCAACUUUUAUUCUUUUCUUGUGAAAUGCUCGGAUCCAUCAACUUCUUUCUGAUAUUUUAGUUUUAUCAACAUAAAAACACAUAGAAGCAGCUGAUUAUCUGUUAAAUGUUGUAAAUAAAAUGUUUCCUGAUGCCGUU
This is a messenger RNA of Hippoglossus stenolepis (Pacific halibut), 2192 nucleotides long. Its product is annotated as claudin-1. NCBI's taxonomy places the organism in Eukaryota, Metazoa, Chordata, Actinopteri, Pleuronectiformes, Pleuronectidae. The record is from RefSeq and is a predicted model, not a curated record. Gene Ontology annotation, biological process: bicellular tight junction assembly; cell adhesion. Bases 1290 to 2006 code for a protein of 238 amino acids. Gene Ontology annotation, cellular component: plasma membrane; bicellular tight junction. The transcript is spliced from 6 exons. Gene Ontology annotation, molecular function: structural molecule activity.